CAUACAAUCGACGACGAAACCCUUGAAUGUCGACGACGGCAGAUAGACCAGAUACGAACCUCUACACUUCCCUCGUUCAACGACGUAUCGGCAGCACACCUCGGAUCAUACGUCACCUCCUCGUCUUCUCAGCUUUCAUCCUCCUUCUCCUCGGUUUCAGCGCCUAUACCAACCUCGUCACCCCGGACGAACAGUCUAUGCGAGUUUGCGUACCACUAGAUCUUACUAGGAUCAGUCACGCUAGCCAUCGAGCCUUUUCUUGCUUGAAGAAUCCGUCUGUCGAUUCGGCCAUCGCCAUGGGUGUAAAGACUCCUUUCGCGAACGCUACAGAGGCUGGGUUCGAGCCAGGCAAGCUCGCAGAGUUCUUGUUGGAGCAAAAGGAGACGUUUUUGGAGGACUUGCGACGGGGGAGGAGAGGGAACUGGACUAUUGCGAUGGGAAACGAAGCUGGAGACACCGACUCGCUAGCCUCCUCCAUCGCCUAUGCCACCCUCAACUCGAAACUCGCCAACAAACGAUCCAUCCCCCUCAUCCUCACCCCUUCUUCCCUGGUCAACCUUCGUCCGGAAAACCAGCUCGCCCUCUCCCUCGCUCAGGUCCCGGAAUCCUGCUUGAUGUACAUCGACCAGCUUCCUCUCCCUACCGCCGAGCUCGCGGUCAUGGAUUUCAAAUUCGCACUUGUCGACCACAACUCGUUGUUGGCUCAGUUUCACCCUCAUCCAGAAGUUGCCGGGACGGACGACCCGGUGGAAGCUAUCAUCGAUCAUCACGCCGACGAUCAGAUGCACAAAGGUGCUUCUCCGAGAAUCAUCCAGGUUCCUACCGGGUCGACCUCGUCGUUGGUGGCCAUGCACUUUGCAUCCAAGUGGGAAGCCGUCCUGGACAAGGACCAAGCCGAGGAAGGUAGCGUGCCGAAAGAACUCGCCAGCUUGCUCUUUACCGCCGCGUUGAUCGAUACCGGUGGGCUCAAACCGGGUGAGGGUAGCAAGACGACCGAGACCGACAGGCAAGCUGGAGAGUUCCUCUGGAAGAUCGCGGGGAAAGACCUUUCUGAGCUUUUCCCCGACUCGUCGGCCCUCUCUGGUUCGACCUCGACCGUGGAGGUCUCGGCCGAAUCGCUGAAUCAAGGCUCGAUCCCUACGUCCCUGAAGGGUCUUACGGACGAGCUUUUCGCAGCCAAAUUUGAUGUGACGGGAUUAUCGUCCCGCGAACUCCUCAUGAGGGAUUACAAGGAAUACAGUCUCCCCACUUCGCUCGACAACAAAGAAGUCAAGGUCGGUCUCAGCACCGUACCUCUCGGGCUGGGGAACUGGUUGUCCCGCGAACGAGGCCAAGAUCAAGGGUGGGAAGGUCUGCUCGAAGCCGUCGACGACUGGAUGUUGGAGAGAGGACUCGAUGUAUCGGGGGUAUUGACGACUUUUAGGGAGGCAGCUACGGAAGAACGUGAAAAGGGCAAGGGGAGACGAGAGAUCUUGCUCAUAGUCAGGACUUCGGACGACUCGGUGCUCUCCUCCGCUGAAGCUGAACGACUGUUCAAGACUCUCCAGAAGGGGAUGAUCGAUGCGGAAGAGGUCCUCGAGUUGAAAUCUUGGCCGGGGAAAAAGGCGGGUGCGACUUUGCGAAAAGAGUUGAAAGACCUCAGUCUGGUCAGGGGGGAUGGAGAGGCUGGGAAGAGCAAGGUCAACCGAUGGGGUGAUGUUUGGAGACAGGGGAACACGAGUUCGACCAGAAAGCAGGUUCAGCCUUUGAUGAAAGACAUCAUCGGUGGAUUCGCUUAGAGUUGCAGUAUCGUUGGCGUCUAAUUUCGGGUCCGGGGUCAUGCAAUAUCCAUGUAUCGAUACAACCAGAUUUAAUCGCAUAGAGUCUAU
Molecule: messenger RNA, 1868 nt
Organism: Filobasidium floriforme
Lineage: Eukaryota; Fungi; Basidiomycota; Tremellomycetes; Filobasidiales; Filobasidiaceae
Product: putative exopolyphosphatase
Exons: 3
Coding region: 27-1778 (583 amino acids)
Cellular component (GO): cytoplasm
Molecular function (GO): exopolyphosphatase activity
Source: RefSeq, a predicted model, not a curated record